Messenger RNA from Penicillium manginii, 1404 nucleotides. RefSeq names its product annexin. The coding region runs from base 1 to 1404 and encodes 467 amino acids. Gene Ontology annotation, cellular component: cytoplasm. Lineage: Eukaryota; Fungi; Ascomycota; Eurotiomycetes; Eurotiales; Aspergillaceae. Gene Ontology annotation, molecular function: calcium ion binding; calcium-dependent phospholipid binding. The transcript has 2 exons. The record is from RefSeq and is a predicted model, not a curated record.
AUGUCUUAUCAACAAUACCCUCCGCCUAACCCCUCCAUACGGCGGAUACCCUCCUCAGCAAGGUCAUCCUCCUCAGGGAUAUCCUCAACAACCCCCCCUACCCUCAGCAGCCCUACGGUGCCCCUCCCGGUGGUCCUCCUCAGCACCAACAAGGCCACUAUCCUCCUCAGCAAGGCUACGGUCAGCCUCCCCAACAGCCUCCGCAUGGACAGGGUCACUACGGCGCUCCGUCUCCUCAACCUCCAGCAGGCUAUCACGCCCCAUCACCACAACCCCCGUAUGGACAAGGUCCCCCACAUGGUCAACAACCCUACGGCCAGCCGCAACACGGCUAUGCCCCUCCCGCCGGUCCCCCCCGGAGGCCCCGGCUAUGGCGCCCCUCCUCCAGGCGCAUACGGUGCUCCCCAUGGCGCACCUCCCGGUGCCCCAAUGGGACCGCCAGCCAUGCCAUCCCUAGGCUACGCGCCAGGCCAGACAGCCCCAGGAGAUUUCCGCCAACAAUGUGACAUCCUCCGCAAAGCAAUGAAAGGCUUCGGCACGGACGAGAAAGCCCUGAUCUCCGUCCUAGCCCCGCUAGACCCGCUCCAGAUGGCCGCCGUGCGCGCUACAUACACUACCCACAUCGGCCGCGACCUGUACAAGGACGUUAAGUCCGAAACGGGCGGCUACUUCGAGCAAGGCCUCCUGGCCGUGAUCGAAGGACCGCUCAUGCACGACGUAAUCUGCGCCCGCGAAGCCAUCGACGGCAUCGGCACAAAGGAGUGGCUGUUAAACGAUAUCGUCCUGGGCCGAUCAAACGCUGAUCUCAACGCCAUCAAGACUGCCUACGAGCGCAAGUACCGUCGCAAUCUGAGCCGCGACAUCGAGGGCGAUCUCUCAUUCAAAACGGCCGACCUGUUCAAGAUGGUUAUCCGCGCCGAUCGUCGCGAGGAGUCCGUCCCCGUUAACCCGCAAGCUGUCGAGGAUGAGGUACGCACGCUACAUGGAUCGACCGCCGGCCGCAUGGUCAAUAAUAUCGUCGAGGUCUCGGGGAUUCUGGCGCGCUCGUCGGACGCAGAGCUCAGGGCUAUUGACCAGGGAUUCCACCGGAGAUAUAAUGUUUCGCUGGAGAAACAUCUCGAGAAGGAGUUUUCGGGCCAUAUGGAGGAUGCUUUCUUGCAUAUGCUUCGUACUGCGACGGAUGCUGCUAUGCGUGAUGCUAUUCUGCUCGAGGAGUGCAUGGCGGGCAUGGGGACUAAGGAUGAGCGCCUUGUUGUUCGGGUGGUUCGGGUUCAUUGGAACAGGAAUCAUAAGGAACGUGUCAAGGCUGCCUAUCGUCAUCGCUUUGGUAAGAACUUGAUUGACCGUGUGCGUGGGGAGACAUCAGGUGAUUACCAGCGCUUGAUGGUUGCUCUUUUGGAGUAA